AUUGAAGUAGGCCUUUUGUAUAGCUAUGAAUUGUGAAUUGUCAUUUUUGUUGGCACUAAAAAUUGUUCAGUCAUAGGCCAAGGACACUCAAACGUCGCACAGAAAUACUGGAAGAUAAAUCAAUUUUGUGAAUAGCACGGAUCAGUUAACGACUUGAAGAUGUCUGCAGAGGUGGAGGAGAUGCUGAAACGUUUUCAGGGUGUUAAGAAUAUUAUCGGCAUUAUUGUUUCGGACUACGAUGGCAUUCCCAUCAAGUCAACAUUAGAAAAUCAACUAGCAAUUCAUUAUGCUUGCCAUAUGCAUUUGCUAACGGAGAAGGCACGACAGGUGAUCUUAGACCUGGAUGCAACCAAUGAAUUCAUAUCUAUGCGCAUGCGUACCUCCUACUUUGAGGUAAUACUCAUGCCCUCCGAUAACUACUUUAUAGUCGUUAUUCAGAAUCCAAGCGACUAGAUAUGGGUAUUUGUUGUAAAUUUGUAUUGUGUUAACUAUUAAAGAUGUUUAA
Drosophila hydei is the source of this 505-nucleotide messenger RNA. RefSeq names its product dynein light chain roadblock-type 1 (gene robl22E). NCBI's taxonomy places the organism in Eukaryota, Metazoa, Arthropoda, Insecta, Diptera, Drosophilidae. Gene Ontology annotation, biological process: microtubule-based movement. Bases 160 to 453 code for a protein of 97 amino acids. Gene Ontology annotation, molecular function: dynein intermediate chain binding. The transcript has a single exon. The record is from RefSeq and is a predicted model, not a curated record. Gene Ontology annotation, cellular component: cytoplasmic dynein complex; cytoplasm; centrosome.